Messenger RNA from Malania oleifera, 1726 nucleotides. RefSeq names its product GTPase-activating protein gyp1. The record is from RefSeq and is a predicted model, not a curated record. The coding region runs from base 46 to 1416 and encodes 456 amino acids. The transcript has 10 exons. Gene Ontology annotation, molecular function: GTPase activator activity. Lineage: Eukaryota; Viridiplantae; Streptophyta; Magnoliopsida; Santalales; Ximeniaceae. Gene Ontology annotation, biological process: activation of GTPase activity.
AGGAUAUCCAAAAAAACUCAAGACCAUGGUUCUUUCUCAAAAACCAUGAAGAACACAUCCAGCAGCCACAGCGAAGAUGAGCAAAAGAGAAACAGCACUACUCUCGCCAGUCUCGAUUCCAGGUUUAACCAGACCCUCAGAAAUGUUCAAGGAUUGCUUAAAGGACGCAGUUUUCCUGGGAAAGUGUUGCUAACCCGGAGAUCAGAACCACUAGAGAAUGUAGGCCAACAAGAAAGCUCUCCAAAUAUGGAGAGGAAUUUCUCAGACAGUGACAUUGGACUAAGUCAGCAUGUAGACGAGCCUGUUGAGGAAGAACUCCAAAAUAUAAGCAAGCCAAGUGCUAGUGCAUCUGCAAAUAAGCUGAAAUUAUCCUCCCUGAGCACCGAGAAUACAUCCAGAGAGGUUCACAAGUCUACUAUGGGUGCUAGAGCUACAGACUCUGCUAGGAUUAUGAAGUUCACUAAAGAGCUAUCAGGGCCCACAGUCAUAUUAGAUACAUUGCGUGAGUUAGCUUGGAGUGGUGUGCCACCAUAUAUGCGGCCUGGUGUAUGGAGACUUCUUUUGGGAUAUGCACCACCUAAUUCAGAUAGAAGGGAGGCAGUUUUGAAAAGGAAACGUCUUGAAUAUCUCGAUUGUGUUUCUCAGUAUUAUGACAUUCCAGAUAGUGAACGUCCAGAUGAUGAGAUCAGCAUGCUUCGCCAGAUUUCUGUUGAUUGCCCUAGAACCGUACCUGAUGUCUCUUUCUUUCAACAAGUGGGAGUUCAGAAAUCAUUGGAGCGCAUUCUUUAUACAUGGGCUAUUCGGCAUCCUGCAAGUGGAUACGUUCAGGGAAUAAAUGAUCUUCUUACACCCUUUUUAGUUGUAUUCUUGGCCGAAUAUUUGGAAGGAGGUGUGGAUAAUUGGGUGAUCUCAGAUCUAUCUCCAGAGAAAAUUUCUUACAUAGAAGCUGAUUGCUAUUGGUGUUUGUCAAAGUUGCUUGAUGGUAUGCAAGAUCAUUACACAUUUGCUCAACCAGGUAUCCAAAGGCUUGUGUUUAAGCUGAAGGAAUUGGUCAGGCGGAUUGAUGAACCCGUUUCAAGACACAUGGAGGAACAAGGGCUUGAGUUUCUUCAAUUUGCUUUCCGUUGGUUCAACUGUCUUCUAAUACGUGAGAUUCCUUUCCAACUUGUUACGCGCUUGUGGGACACAUAUCUUGCAGAAGGAGAUGCACUGCCAGACUUUCUUGUGUACAUAUUUGCCAGUUUUCUUUUAACAUGGUCAGAUAAACUUCAGAAGCUUGAAUUCCAAGAGAUGGUGAUGUUCCUUCAGCACCUUCCCACUCAGAACUGGACGCACCUGGAGCUUGAGAUGGUGCUUUCAAGAGCAUACAUGUGGCACACCAUGUUCAACAGCUCCCCUAGCCACCUAGCCAGCUAAAGAGGGAAUAAUCAUAUUCUGUUUUAUAUUAACAGCCUGAUUUUUUUUUUUUUUUUCACUCUAUUGUUUGUUUCCCUUUUUUUGUACUUAAUUUGUUGGGGCUCAUUGAAGCAGCUUUUCAUGUAAUUCCGUCUGUUAAUGCUUACAUAGCAAGCAGAAACCAAGUAAUCUUCGUUGUAUUGUGGUUUGUAAUGUCUGUAUCUUUUACCAUUUCUUUGUAGAUUUUCACAUUAUAAAGGAAAAAGACUCUUCCUAUACAACAGUUAAAAUUUUUAUGAAUAGAGGAGUUUUGAGGCAGUUCCUUUAUUUA